AUGCAGAAAAAAACAGUCCUCAUUACAGGCUGCAGCCAAGGCAGCAUCGGCGCCUCGCUUGUCAAAGCCUUCCAAGCAAAAGGCUACCACGUCUUCGCGACCCUACGCAACAAAUCUAAAGCCGAUCCUUUUUUUCUUCGAUCUGACGAUAUCUCAGUCGUUGAUUUGGAAGUUACAUCCGCCGAGUCAAUUAAAUCAUGCGCGGACUAUGUCGCUGAUCGUACGGGUGGCACGCUGGAUGUGCUGGUUAACAAUGCCGGAACGGGCCUCUGUCGUCCGCUAUUAGAUACGGAUAUCGAUGAAGCGAAGAAAGUAUAUGAUUUGAACGUCUGGGGUGUUAUUGCCAUGACGCAGGCAUUUUCAUCGAUGCUGGUCAAGGCCAAGGGAGUGGUGUUGAAUAUUAGUUCUGUGGCUGCUUGUUUUACGUUUGCGUGGUCUGGCAAAGGAAUAUACAACUCCUCAAAAGCCGCCACAGCACUCAUCUCCGAAACACUACGCCUCGAACUCGCCCCACUAGGUGUCAGAGUCAUAACCGCCAUGGUAGGCGGCGUAAACACAACAUUCUUCGCCGACAGAGCCGAUCUCACUCUUCCGCAGGGAUCAUACUACCAACCUAUACUUGACAAGAUCAACCACGAAAACAAAGGGUUGCAGUAUACGCCCAGCAUGAAGCAGGAUGUAGAUUUGUUUGCGAGGAAUAUUGUGAGCGACGUUGUUGGCGGGAAGAGUGGGCUGGUUUGGAGGGGGAAGUCUUCAUCGAUGGCUUGGUUGGCCUCGGCGCUCGUGCCGGGCAGUAUGUUGACGAGUAUGAUGAAUGGGGAUAAGGGGCUUGAAGAGCUUGCGCGUGCGCAUCGUCAGUAG
Molecule: messenger RNA, 861 nt
Organism: Talaromyces amestolkiae
Lineage: Eukaryota; Fungi; Ascomycota; Eurotiomycetes; Eurotiales; Trichocomaceae
Exons: 2
Coding region: 1-861 (286 amino acids)
Biological process (GO): triglyceride catabolic process; phosphatidic acid biosynthetic process
Cellular component (GO): endoplasmic reticulum; lipid droplet
Molecular function (GO): acylglycerone-phosphate reductase (NADP+) activity; triacylglycerol lipase activity
Source: RefSeq, a predicted model, not a curated record